Molecule: messenger RNA, 3187 nt
Organism: Anolis sagrei ordinatus
Lineage: Eukaryota; Metazoa; Chordata; Lepidosauria; Squamata; Anolidae
Gene: WAC
Product: WW domain containing adaptor with coiled-coil
Biological process (GO): regulation of autophagy; positive regulation of TORC1 signaling
Cellular component (GO): nucleus
Molecular function (GO): chromatin binding; RNA polymerase II complex binding
Source: RefSeq, a predicted model, not a curated record
GGGAGGAGGAGGAGGAGGAAGGAGGAAGGAGGAGGGGGGAGGAGACGGUGGUGGCGGCGGCGGGAGGGGGGAGACGUCGUCGUCGUCGUCGCCUUCCUGCCUUCCUUCUGCGUUGCGUUUCCGCGUUGCGUUCCGUUGGGCGGCGAGGCGAUGGGCCCGUGAGCGCCGCUGGGCCUCUCUCCUCCUCCUCCUCCUCCCUCCCCUUCCUCCUUCCUUCCUUCCCCGUCCGUGGCCCAGCCGCGCCCUCCUCCUCCUCCUCCUCCUCCUGGUCCCCUCAGUCUCUCUCUCACAGGCCGGGCAUUGAUGGUAAUGUAUGCGAGGAAACAGCAAAGACUCAAUGAUGGCUGUCACGACCGCAAGGGGGACUCGCAGCCCUACCAGGCUCUUAAAUACUCAUCAAAGAGUCACCCCAGUGGUGGUGAUCAUCGGCAUGAGAAGAUGCGAGACACCACAGACCCUUCACCACCAAAUAAAAUGUUGCGGCGCUCUGAUAGUCCUGAAAACAAAUAUGGUGACAGCACUGGACACAGUAAAGCUAAAAGCAUGCAUACUCACAGAGUUAGAGAGAGGGAUGGUGGAACCAGUUACUCUCCACAAGAAAAUUCUCAUAACCACAGUGCUCUUCAUAGCUCAAAUUCACACUCUUCUAAUCCUAGCAAUAAUCCAGGCAAAACAUCUGAUGCAUCUUAUGAUUCUGCAGAUGACUGGUCUGAGCACAUUAGUUCUUCUGGCAAAAAGUAUUACUAUAAUUGCAGAACAGAGGUUUCACAGUGGGAAAAACCAAAAGAAUGGCUUGAAAGAGAGCAGAGACAAAAAGAAGCGAGUAAAAUGUCUGUCAACAGUUUCCCAAAAGACAGAGAUUACAGAAGAGAGGUGAUGCCGGCAACCGCUGCUAGUGGGUUUUCCAGUGGAAUGGAAGAGAAGCAUUCCAGUGAUGCCGCUAAUAUGCUCCCACAGAAUAUUUUGUCUCAGACAAGCAGACACAAUGACAGAGACUACAGACUGCCAAGAACAGAGACUCACAGUAGUUCUACCCCAGUACAGCAUCCCAUCAAAACAGUGGUACAUCCAUCUGCAACCCCAAGUUCUGUUCCUCCUAGCCCAUUUCCUCUACAGUCUGACCACCAGCCAAAGAAAUCGUUCGAUGCAAAUGGAGCAUCUUCCUUAUCAAAACUGCCUACACCCACUUCUUCCAUCCCUUCACAGAAAACAGAGAGAAAAGAAUCUGUGUCUAUGGAGAAGUCUGUAUCUCACUCAUGCACAACACCUUCCACAUCGUCUGCUUCUGGAUUGAAUCCAGUUUGUGCACCAACUUCAUCUUCUGCUGCAGUCCCUGUUUCACCUGUCUCACAAUCACCAAUUACCCCGCUUCUGCAGGAUCCACACCUCCUUCGGCAAUUACUACCUGCUCUCCAAACCACCUUGCAGAUUAACAAUUCUAGUGUAGAUAUAUCCAAAAUAAAUGAAGUUCUUACAGCUGCUGUGACACAAGCUUCUCUGCAGUCUAUACUCCAUAAAAUUCUCACUGCUGGACCAUCUGCUUUUAAUAUAACUUCCCUGAUUUCGCAAGCAGCACAACUUUCUACACAAGCUCAGCCAUCUAAUCAGUCCCCAAUGUCUUUAACAUCGGAUGCCUCAUCACCAAGGUCAUAUGUCUCUCCAAGGAUAAGCACGCCUCAGACUAACCCAGUUCCUCUGAAACCUUUGAUAAAUACACCUCCUGUAUCAUCACAGCCAAAGGUUACUACUUCAGGUGUUAAGCAAGGACCAGUUUCACAGUCAGCAUCUCAGCAGCCCGUGAUUGCUGAUAAGCAGCAAGGUCAUGAACCUGCUUCUCCUCGAAGUCUCCAGCGUUCGAGUAGUCAGAGAAGUCCAUCUCCUGGUCCAAAUCAUACCUCCAGUACAAGUGCUUCAAAUGCGACAGCACCACAGAAUGCAUCUGCACGACCUACGUGCUCAUUAACACCUACAUUAGCUGCACAUUUCAAUGAAAAUCUUAUAAAGCAUGUUCAAGGAUGGCCUGCCGAUCAUGCAGAAAAGCAGGCAUCAAGAUUACGUGAAGAAGCUCAUAACAUGGGGAGUGUACACAUGUCUGAAAUUUGUACUGAAUUAAAAAACUUAAGAUCUUUAGUUCGAGUAUGUGAAAUUCAAGCAACUUUGCGUGAGCAAAGGAUACUAUUUUUGAGACAACAAAUUAAAGAACUUGAAAAACUAAAGAAUCAGAAUUCCUUCAUGGUGUGAAAAGUUGUGAAUAAUUGCACAUGGGUUUUUGAGUACAGGAACUGUAAAACUGGUUGCCCAGUCUUAACAUUUUUGAGCUGCAUAUGAGUAGACUUUGGACCGUUGAGUUGGGCAAAAGAAAAUGACAUGGGAAAGGGGACACGAGGGGUGUCAUUCAGGGGAAGGAUACAAGGAAGAUUUGUAAACCCUUGAAAUGUAGAUUUCUUGUAGAUGUAUUCUUCACGUUGUAAAUAUGUUUUGUAGAGUGAAGCCAUGGGAAGCCAUGUGUAUCAGAGCUUAGACAUCCAAAACUAAUCAAUGCUGAGGUGGCUAAAUACCUAGCCUUUUACAUGUAAACCUGUCUGCAAAAUUAGCUCUCUCUCUUUUUUUAGUUAAUUUAUCAUUCAAAAAUCUUGCAUUUUCUAAAAUACGAUGCAAGCGCCAGGCGAUCUGUGUCUCAAGGCUGCAACAGUUUGAAACAGUUUGGGUAAUGUACAAAAUAUCAUGAAACAACUGUUUCCACACUUGCACCGAAUCAAGAGCAGUGCUUUUCCAUUUCUGUUUUACAGAGCAGUGUUCUCAUUUUCUAUGUUCAUUUUCCCCUUGAAAUCCUAGGGUCUGAUUUUAUCAGUUUUUUUAAUUCUUCUAAUUUCCUCCUUUCCUAAGGCACUGUUGCUAUGGCACUUUUCUAUAAUCUUUUCAUUCCUGUGUACAGUAGCUUAAAAUUGCAGUGAUUGAGCAUAACCCACUUGUUUGUAUAAAUUAUUGAAAUGUAUUUCCAUUUGCACCCUGUAAGAAUGGACUGGUAGUACUGCUGGGCAUGUGUGCUGAAAGUACAUCCCUUUCUCAGAUUAUAAGGAAACAGCCCAACGAACAUGUCAACAUGGUUGUGGGAGGGAAAGAAGAAGAAGAAGCUAGUCAGAUGUGAAUUGUAUCUGUUGUAAUAAACAUGUUUAAAACAAAGAAA